AUGGAAGGCUACACCGUCGGCAGAGUUAUCAUCUCUCUCGUGUUCAUCGGUUCUACUUUAUUUGCGACGUUCUACAACAUCAAUCCGUUCAUCAAGGGUACCCGUUUCGGCUAUGUGGCGAUCGCCCAGCUUCCCCUCGCCUUUUCUUUGGUCAUGAAGAAUAACCCCGUCGCAUGGUUGGCGGGAGUGGGAUAUGAGAAGUUGAACUACCUUCACCGCGUCGUAGGCAUUGCCAUAGCCAUCAGUAGCAACUUCCAUGGAUUCGCAUACAUCUUCAAGUACUCCAAGAACGGCGAUCUCACGACGAAGUUCAAGCAAGCCGAGAACAUUUGGGGUCUUGCGGCGAUGAUGGUCCUCGAUGUACUCUUGAUAAUGCUGAGUUUCCCAGUGCUGCGCCGGCGCUGGUACCGUGUUUUCUACGUCUCGCAUGUCUUCGGCGCCAUCAUGUUCGUCGUGACGACUUACUAUCACGAAGCAAGGACCGCGCAAUACGCCUUUGGUACGGCGAUGCUCUAUGCCGCUGAUCGCGCACUUCGUCUCAUCCGGAGUCGCAUCGUCACUGGUACCCUCUCUCCGAUCCCAGAGCUGGGUAUGACGCGGAUCACCGUCCCAUACAACGCCGGAUGGAGGCCGGGGCAACACGUUCGUAUCAGGAUUCUGUCCUCCGGGAUGGGACUGCUCCGUUGGUCCGAGUCUCAUCCAUUCACCAUCUCAACUGCACCGCUGACGGAGGAGAACCUGGUCCUCAUGUGCAAGGCGACCGGCGGCUGGACGACCAACCUAUACAACCUCGCCUGCGGAAAGCGUGACAAUGAAGAGCCUACUGCCUCGAGGACUGUGCACGUUUGGAUCGAGGGGCCUUACGGUGGAACGAACCAUACUCUUUUCAAUAGCUUCUCCGCUACAGUUCUGAUAGCGGGCGGAAGCGGGAUCGCGUUCGUGAUAGCUGCAGCUCAGGAUAUCUUGCGGAAUGCCGCCGAAGGGCAGAGCCAUCUCAAGAAUGUCCGUAUUGUCUGGAGCGUCAGAGACACGGGAUCCCUGAAGGCUCUGAUGCCCACUUUAUCCUCUUUGCUGGAGGCGUGGCCGAGCUCGGUUUCGUUGGAGAUCUCUGUCCACUAUACCAGAGCCCUCGGAAAACUGGAUGACAUGAGCACGUGUCUUCCAUGCGGACUGAGUCUUCAACCUGGUCGGCCCCGGACGGCAGCGAUCCUUACGUCCCUGAUGGACCGUAUGACCUCCGGCAAACAGGGUGCAGAGACUAAGGCGCUCUCGGGCGUCAUCGUCGGCGUUUGCGGACCGGCAUCUCUCGGAGAAGUGGUUCGCAACUCGAUCGGUACCCUCGAUGCCACAGCAAUGAAAUCAGUGGGAGGAGUCGAGAUCCACGAAGAGGUUUUCGGCUGGUGACUUUGUUGCCUUCAGGGCUUGAAGCGGCGAGUUUACGUUAGGUGUAGAUUGUCUGCGAUACUGUAUCUGUAU
Punctularia strigosozonata HHB-11173 SS5 is the source of this 1476-nucleotide messenger RNA. RefSeq lists its product as uncharacterized. Gene Ontology annotation, cellular component: plasma membrane. The transcript has 7 exons. Lineage: Eukaryota; Fungi; Basidiomycota; Agaricomycetes; Corticiales; Punctulariaceae. Gene Ontology annotation, biological process: iron ion transport; copper ion import; intracellular iron ion homeostasis. Bases 1 to 1404 code for a protein of 467 amino acids. The record is from RefSeq and is a predicted model, not a curated record. Gene Ontology annotation, molecular function: ferric-chelate reductase activity.